AUGGCGGAGGCACUCGCUAUCAUCGGACUGGCGUCCGCCAUUGUCCAGUUCGUCGACUUUGGAGCCAGAGUGAUGCACCAGCUGCACAAAUUACAAGAUGAAGUCUCCAACGGACCGCAAGCGUACCAGGAUAUUCGAACUCGCUUGCCAUUAAUGCUGGAUCUCGUGAAGAAGAUUCGACUCCAGAUCGAAGCCGGAGAAGUGGAUGAAACCUCACAGGCCGUGAUGCUACCAGUCCUACGAAGCUGUCUCUCACAAGUCCAACAACUCGAAGAACUUUUCAUCAAGGCACUACCCCGACCCGGCGGCUCGUCGUGGAGUCGCGGCAAAAAGGCCUUUAUCGGCGUGAUCAAAGAAUCCGAAAUAGAAAAGAUCGAUCUCAUCCUCAAAACCAAUUUCGAUCUCCUCGUACACUCCGGAAUGUACCACUCGAUGACCCGGAUCGAGAGGCAAGAUCAUGCCGCGCUACAACAGCAGAUGGUUAAUGUGGUUAUUUCACAGCCACCGGCAUACACGCCUGCAGAGUACGAUUAUAAACCCAGAUCAGAUUCAGUCUGGUCACAGGCGCCUUCAGCGUCUGUAUUUAUGGUUCCAUUUCAACGAGAUCCGAAAUUCCUAGAGCGCCAGUCUAUUAUGGAAAAUAUAGUAUCUAAAUUCGAGAAUCAACGUCGUGUUGCACUAGCAGGACUUGGUGGUGUCGGCAAGUCGCAAAUUGCCAUCGAAUAUUGUUACCGAUUCAGAGAACAACAUCCCGACGCGCACGUUUUCUGGAUAUACGCAGGGAGUCCCGUCAGAUUCGAACAAGGCUAUCAGGAAAUUGCGAGAAGACUUGCUCUUCCAGGCUGGGAUACUGGCAAAGUCGACAUUCUGAACCUGGUCCACGAAUGGCUUAGCGACGAGCGCAACGGCGAAUGGCUCAUGAUUGUGGAUAAUGCAGAUGACGCUACGGUAUUCUUCGGCAACAAGCUUGGCAAUAACGCUCAAGAACGAAAGGCUUCGAAACCCUUGGUGCGCUAUAUUCCGCAGAGUUCGACGGGGUAUAUCCUCUUCACGACGAGAGAUAAACGGGCAGGCGAGAGGUUGUCGGGUCGAGAGAAACCGAUUGAAAUUUUCCCGAUGAAUGCGACGGAUUCACUCAAUCUGUUACGGGGGAGAAUCCCUGAAGAGGAAUGGUCGGAUCCCAAUGCCAUCAAACUAGUCGAAGAACUCGCCUAUUUGCCGCUGGCCAUUACGCAGGCGGCAGCGUUCAUCAGCGAGAACUGUCUGACCGUCUCUGAAUACCUCGAGCUACUAGCUACAGGGGAGGAAGAUCUAAAAGAUCUCUUGAGUGAAGAUCUCGAAGAUCUGCGUCGAGACUUGGACACCGAGAACUCGGUGAUACGCACUUGGAAGCUUUCAUUCGACCAAAUCUCUCGAGAGAAAGCGCGCGCAGCACAGAUCCUCUCCCUGAUGGCGGUAUUGGAUCACCACCGUGCACCACGAAUGCUUCUCCGCAAAGAAGGAGAGACGGAGGUUGGAUUCCGGACGGCACUGGGUGCCCUGCAAGCAUUUUCCUUAAUCAGCGCUGAAAAGGACAAAGAUGCCGCCGUGCGGAUGCACAGGCUAGUAGCACUUUCCACGAAAAAGUGGUUGGAACUUACGGGCAUGCUUCGGCAUUGGCAGACCGAGGCACUGAGAGUUCUCUCCGUCAAGUUCCCCGGUCGAGAUAGCUACCUUUAUGAGAAUUGGCCGGUUCUGGAGGCAUUGACGCCCCAUGCGCAAUUAGUCUUCUCGUAUACCUUCUCCACGGCUGCGGAUCUGCUCGAGUGUGCCAAGCUCUUGGAUUUCGCCGCGUUAUACGAUUUGACUAAUGGGAAAUAUGGGGAGGCAUAUGAGAAGUGUCUGAAAUCAUUGGAUAUUCGAGAAAAUUUGCUUCCUGCAAACCACCCCUUGACACUGGACAGUGCGCAAACGCUUGGAGAGACACUGCUUCAUCUGGGCGAACUUGCAUCCGCGAGAUCUAUGUUGCAGAAAGCGGUGACCGGACGAGAAAAGACCCUCGGUGACCUCCAUCCUGAUACAUUGGAGAGUGUGAGCGAUUUGACGAUUACCUUACUCGAGCUUAACGAGCUUGCCGCCGCGGAGGAGACGGCAUUACGAGCCCUACAGGGCAGACAGAAGAUAUUAGGAGAAGACCACCCCGACACCUUUGUCAGUCUGAACAUUCUCUCCAUGUUAUACCAAUGUCAGGGUGAUCUAGAAAGCGCCAAGGAAACGUGCGAAAAGGUCUUAAAAUGGCGACAAACCUCCCUCGGCCCAGAAAACCCCCACACAAUCAUGACCCUGAAUAACAUGGCGGUUCUCCAAUACCGACGGGGAGAGCACGAUCUAGCCAAGAAAACGCUCAUAGCCGUGUUAGCCGGGGAAGAGAGGUUCCUUGGUGCGGACGAGGGUUACGAUAUCCAAGUCAGUCUUAGCAAUUUGGCUCGGAUAUACAGUGAGCAGGGGGAUCUCGAUGACGCGGAGGCAGCGUAUCGGAGGGUGCUCAGGAUGCAAGAAAAGAUCUUCGGGCCGGAUCAUCCGGCGACGAUGCAGACGGUGAAGAAGUUGACUGGUGUGCUAGUGCAACAGGGUGAACAUGAUGAGAUUGAGAUGUUGAAUCAAUGGGCUCAUGGGGAGAAUAGUACAGAGGCAGAGGGAUGGGAAGGGUUCGGUGCUCUUUCGAUGGCGGGUCUUCUAUUUGAUUGA
Messenger RNA from Penicillium daleae, 2727 nucleotides. RefSeq lists its product as uncharacterized. NCBI's taxonomy places the organism in Eukaryota, Fungi, Ascomycota, Eurotiomycetes, Eurotiales, Aspergillaceae. Gene Ontology annotation, molecular function: protein binding. Bases 1 to 2727 code for a protein of 908 amino acids. The transcript has 2 exons. The record is from RefSeq and is a predicted model, not a curated record.